Messenger RNA from Dermacentor andersoni, 2727 nucleotides. RefSeq names its product U8-agatoxin-Ao1a-like. The record is from RefSeq and is a predicted model, not a curated record. Lineage: Eukaryota; Metazoa; Arthropoda; Arachnida; Ixodida; Ixodidae. Gene Ontology annotation, cellular component: extracellular region. Gene Ontology annotation, molecular function: ion channel inhibitor activity.
UGGGCGACUCCGAGGUCCGCCCCACGCGAAAACUAGAGCGCUGCGAAGGACGAGAGGCAUCAGAAGCCAGCGGCCAAGACAGUUGCAGCCAACUUCGCUCAUCCUCACCUCCCCUUCGGGAAAGGACGUCCUGUAGUCGUCAACGCCUGACGCGUUGAGCUCCUCGUCGAAGCCUGCAGCCGCAUCAGCGUCGAGAAAAGAAUCGGUCCACUGGACUCUACUUAACCUCGAGCGUUCUCAAACCGGCCGGCACGCCCUUCCCAGCGUCCGAGCUUCAAAACUUUGGUAAACCGCUGACCACCUGUGCACUCUCCUCGCUCCACACUUUUCCAGUAGCAGAAUGCAGUCGCAGCUGGUCGCCCUUACCUUAGUAGUCAUUUUCCUUGUGGGAACAGUGGUGGCUGUGCCCUACAACAACUACGAUGACACCCUCUUAGAUGAAUACAAGCAGCGACUCGAGAACUAUUUGAUGUCUGCUGACAAGCGCAGCUGUAUCCGACGGGGUGCAACCUGCGAUGGCCGGCCCAACGACUGCUGCAACCAGUCGGCUUGCCGCUGCAACCUCUGGGGCACCAACUGUCGUUGCCAGAGGGCCGGCCUUUUCCAGUCGCUGGGCAAGAAAUGAGCAGGCCAACACGGCUAACAGCGGUCCACGUCGGUCCGGCGCAAAACAACAACGCCGUCGUCUCUGUGCUCCGGUGUGGAUGUAAAAAAAGAGCUUUGUGUUGUCUUCACAAAUGUCGUUCACUGUCGUACAUUGUUGAGUGCACGCAAGUGGCAGUCUAGUUUGUGUACCGGACGAACAAACUCUGUGGGGUUGGAAGUGGGACAAGCCAAAAUGCGGGCAUAGUCUUCGUUUGUUGCUGUUUUCCUUGAUUUAGUUUUCUCUCUCCGAUGGUCAAGCAGAGCGUCAGCGUUUGAUGCUAGUAAUGACAAGUAACGCUUCGCUCUAUUGACUGAGAUUCGGUCAAUGAGGCCCUGGGUAACAUAGCAGUUCAUACAUUUUCUUUAUCGUACAGGCAAACUGCUGUUUAUUACGAGAAUAACACAUUGUUCUGCAUAUUUGUAGAACUGCUGGCACAGUGUAAUGGCGCCGAGAUACGUGUGUGCUGCUCUAGACGCAGAAGGUUUGAAUCAUUCUCGUUCAUGCCUAGGCUUGAUACAGGACCGAAAAAAUGGGCAUUCUAUGAAUAAAACAUGGCGUAUUAUCUUUGCUGUUUAGCAUGUUUAAAGUGAAAGGCGUUAUACUUUCUGUAUGUAUCAUCUAUAUCGUAAGCAUUGUGUUCACAUCUGUUUGAGAAACUAUGUAGAUUUUAUGGAUGUCACUCAGAGAUGUGAACCCAGGGUGUAUUGUUGGCUUUACUACCUAACAACGUUGUUGUCAGUUAGUGAUUCACUGUGAUCUUGAUGUCGUUGAUUGUUGCUCGUUAGAAAGAAUUGGUAUCCUUACGCUUAUGUGACUGUUGAAAGACAGCAGCUUUGCAUCUUUCCAUAAAUUGUUGGUAUAACUUCGAAUCGUCGUUGCUUGCAUUUAAACUGUACGAAUUAACUGUUAUUUCGCUAGGAUGCGUAACACGUACUGUAUAAGUAUCUUCUGAAUGAUCAUCAUACCGUUCUUGUUAUUCGAGGAGAAAUUUAAGAAAAGAGGGUCCCCUCCGUAGUGGUAUGUUUUUAACGCUGUUCGAUACCAGUAUUACUGUUACUUAAAGUCGUACAAAUUACGAAAAUCAUCGAACACUUUGCCGGAAUAUGUCUCUGCGGAAUGACAUCUCGGAAGCUCCAUGGACAUCGCUUUGCUGAACCUACAUCUACGUGACCAUGGCGACAACCUCAAACCAUGCCAUAAAAUUUUUCGACGUCGCUGUUUUUCCCUUCUUGGUGUUUGCACCUAUGUCUGUCAAAAUAUGCACAAGCGCUCCAGCAAGAUCCCGCGUUUCCUGCACGUAUGUAACCCCCGCACACUGACAUACACUUUGCCGGCAUUGUUAAACUGGUGUAUAGAAAAACCCGAGUGUAUCUUUCUCCUUGAAACAUGUCGUCAAAGAACCAAUGACAAAGCCAUGUAGCUAUUUGGCGUCGCCCUUUCAAUGCAAUUCGCAGCACAGCAUGAGAACGCAUGCCGGUUUGCAAAGAAAUUGUAUAGUUAUCCUUCGUGACCUAACCUUUGCACAAUUUCACCGCCCCUCCUACAAAAAGAAUCAAUUUGAGCAUUAUCUACACAUAGAAACAGAAAUAAUUCUCUGUUCACUUAUUGAAUGCCAAAAAAAAAACGAAGACACGGGAUUUGAGAAGAGAAUUACGUCUACUUUGGCUGACAGUGAAAGUUUCUCACAUAUAGGUUGUUCGUGCAAUAGGGCUUCCUGGGCCACGACCUUCUGUGGCUCCCUUAGAGGAAACAAAAACAGAGGUGACAAACGACUACCCCGGGGUCGAGAAGCUUGAACGAUGCUUCGAAAAGACACGACUUAACCAAAGGCUCUGGACCUGAACGUGUGACACUUGGAUGUACCUCUAUCCCAUUCCUCAGCACGUAUUGCCGUUUCCAUCCUCUAUGCGUGAUCCACAAGAGCGCCGUGCUGUUAAACCGUGCUGCACGUGCUGCUAGUGGGCCCCCAAACAGACACAAUAGUGUUCCUAUUGUCUAUGUUUCUUUUCUCUUUGUCGAUCUCAUUUUUGUAGUCAUGAGUUGUGCGUGAAUAAAGUGGGCAUAUAUUUUCGAGUCCUUUA